Messenger RNA from Osmerus eperlanus (European smelt), 2262 nucleotides. RefSeq names its product proton channel OTOP2-like. Bases 148 to 1863 code for a protein of 571 amino acids. The transcript has 8 exons. Gene Ontology annotation, cellular component: membrane. Lineage: Eukaryota; Metazoa; Chordata; Actinopteri; Osmeriformes; Osmeridae. The record is from RefSeq and is a predicted model, not a curated record. Gene Ontology annotation, molecular function: proton channel activity. Gene Ontology annotation, biological process: proton transmembrane transport.
UACCAUCAACCCUUGGAAGACAAUACCAAAAUAAAAGUAUAAACACAUACGGACAUCUAGGUAAACCGUAUAGCGUUUCUGGGUGGAGAUAAAAGCCAUGACAGGACCUAGCUUCCUCUCAGGAUCAGCAGGACAGUCUCCCACAGGAUGAUGACCAAUGGAAAGGAGUGUGAGGAGGCUCGUCGUUCCAGCAGCCAUUUUAGGGCACCGGCUGGUAGAAGCCAUCGCUUGCCUAGCCUCGCCCUUUCCUGCGGGGGCACAGUGAGAGAGAGGGGCCGUAACCGUGGAUGGAUCCUCUCUGGUGUCAUCUCCGUCAACAUUCUGAUCUUAGGAUGUGCUCUGGUCAGUGCCAGUGCCUUCAACAGCACAGCCAUCAGUAGCAUUGAGCUGCAGAUCUUCCUCUGCAUCCUGGUCAUCUGUACUACAAUCUGGAUGCUGUACUAUACAAUCUACACAUCCAGAGGAGAUCGUGCUGUUCUCUAUAAGGAUAGUCAUGCCGGGCCGGUUUGGCUGAGGGGUGGACUGGUGCUUUUUGGAAUCUGCAGUCUUAUAAUGGACAUUUUUAAGAUUGCCAACUAUGUAGGCUAUCUUCAUUGUGACUCUGCUGUCAAGAUCAUCUUUCCUGUUGUGCAGGCUUUAUUCAUACUUGUCCAGACAUACUUCCUGUGGCUCCAUGCCAAAGAUUGUGUCCAGCUACAAAGGAACAUAACACGUUGUGGGCUGGUGUUGACCCUUUCUACCAACCUAGUGCUGUGGAUGUCAGCAGUCACUGAAGAGUCCCUCCAUCAAACUAUUGUCCCCGACGACACUAACACCACAGCACCUCCCCCUCACCGCCUGUACAGAGCCCGGGGCAAUGAAGAUGUGAACUGUAAGUGCAGUCAUUCUGCCUGUGCCAUCUUUGAAUCAGCCACCUACUACUUGUACCCCUUCAACAUUGAGUACAGUCUGUUUGCCUCUGCUAUGGCCUACGUCAUGUGGAAGAAUGUGGGCCGUAUGUUGGACGAGCACAGCCCCCACGAGCACCGCUUCCACCUCAAAGACGUGUGUCUGGGACCCGCGGCAGGCAUGGUGCUGUUGGUGGUAGGCCUGGCAACGUUCGUAGUGUACGAGGUGGAUGUGGCGAAAGAGGACCAAGGGAAGAGAGACAUGGCGCUGAUGAUGCACUACCUGAUGAACCUGGUGGCCGUGAGCCUCAUGUCCAUCUGUUCUACGGUCGGCUGCGUCAUCUACAGGCUGGACGAGAGGGACCACGUGUCAGGAAAGAACCCCACACGCAGCCUCGACGUGGUGCUGCUGGUGGGGGCCUCCAUGGGCCAGUUCACCAUCAACUACUUCACCAUUGUGGCUGUGGUAGCGUCUGGUGCUGCUGACUACAUAAAUAUCCUGAAUCUGGUCACCUCAAUACUGACUGUGAUCCAGCUCGGCCUCCAGAAUUGCUUCAUCAUUGAGGGUCUCCACCGCGAGCCAUUUGGGGAGACCCACUCUGCGAUUGCGUUCUUGAAUGCGCAUGUUUUGCAGUCCCAUACAGAGAUGAGCAACCCCUACAGCACAGACAUGGAGACCAAGUCUAGACGAGUCUCCACAACCCACAGUCUGGAUGUCCAUGCCGCUCCACCACAGAAUACGCUUACCUGGAAGAGAAGGGCCCUAAAGGAAGUCUGUGCCUUUCUACUGCUGGGCAAUGCUAUUCUCUGGAUCAUGCCGGCAUUUGGUGCUCGUCCCCAGUUUGACAACACAAUUGGGACUGAGUUCUACAAGUUCACCCUAUGGGCUGCUGUUGUGAAUAUUGGACUCCCCUUUGGAAUAUUUUACAGAAUGCACUCAGUUGCCAGUCUCUUUGAAGUAUUCCUGCUCUCCUAAACUUGGCUCACGUGUGAACAAGUGCUCUUACCCUUUUGCUAUUGACCCGCUUACUAUCUGUAAUCUUUGGUUUUACAUUUUUCCAUAAACAUGUUAAACUAAAUAAAGUGAUGUCAUCAUAUUCUAUUUGUAAACCAAGAUAAAAUGUUUGGACUGGUCAGGAUAUUGUGGGAUUCAGGACUUGGCUACAACCUGUAUAUAUCUACUGUAAUCGUGCUGAGAUAUUUUUAUUGUUACUAAAUUACACGUAUUCUUAUUUUGAUUUACAUUCAGUGAUGCAUUAAAAAAUCAUGAUUUAGGCCCACAGCAUGUUGGUUUGAUGUGGUUCUUCACUAGGUCGAAAGAGUCGCUACUUUGUGAGCAUUAUCUCACCCAAGUCUUUGUUCCCAUCCACUACAA